Messenger RNA from Caenorhabditis elegans, 486 nucleotides. It is a transcript of the gene T13A10.2, whose product is annotated as RING-type domain-containing protein. The transcript has a single exon. Bases 1 to 486 code for a protein of 161 amino acids. The record is from RefSeq and is marked reviewed. NCBI's taxonomy places the organism in Eukaryota, Metazoa, Nematoda, Chromadorea, Rhabditida, Rhabditidae.
AUGGGUGAUGACGACCGUUGCAAGACGGGAAUUCUUAUCCGGUGUCUUGGCGAUCUUCAAGAAAUGGAGGACGGCUACCUUCGCAAAAUGGAAGUCAUGGAGAAAGAACAGGUGGCUGCCGAAAAACGACUUGUUGAAUGCAGGGAAGACGUUGCAAAGUUACGGGCAGAAAACGCACAGUUGGCGACCGAUAUCGACAAUCUCAAGACUGCAACCGAAAACACCGGACGCCUCAAUGCAGAAAUUGCCCAGUUACGAACGGAACUGUCCGCCGUGCCCCGCCCUUGUUGCGCGGUUUGUCACGAUUCAUACGCCUCCCGCGGUCCAAAAAAACCCAAGGUUUGUUCCUGUCUGCACACUUAUUGUGGCGCGUGCAUUAGGGAAAUUUCGAGCCGCCACAAUGGUGAAAUGAAAUGCCCCGAAUGCGUUGCGGACGUCCGCAUACUGGGAACAAACUUUGGGAUAACAAAUGCGUUUCGGUCAUGA